AAGCAGCACAAGAGGCAGUUCUGGGAGCUGAUCUGUAGAAUCAAUAGUUGAGUGCAUCAGAGGAUCACCAUUGUAAAAGUGUGAGUUGUUUACCUGGACUUAUAGGAGUGCUUUCACCACAUAUACAGAGGCACCAUGUCAGGGGCCUCAGUGAAGGUGGCGGUGAGAGUCCGUCCCUUCAACUCUCGAGAGAUCAGUAAAGAGUCGAAGUGCAUCAUCCAGAUGUCUGGAAACACAACCACUAUCAUCAACCCCAAAGCACCUAAAGAGAACAAGAGCUUCAAUUUCGAUUACUCCUACUGGUCACAUACCUCGCCAGAGGAUAUCAACUAUGCCUCCCAGCAGCAGGUGUACAGAGACAUUGGAGAGGAGAUGCUACUCCAUGCCUUUGAGGGCUAUAAUGUCUGUAUUUUUGCAUAUGGCCAGACAGGGGCUGGAAAAUCGUAUACUAUGAUGGGAAAACAGGAGAAGGACCAGGAAGGAAUCAUCCCACUGCUGUGUGAAGACCUUUUCACCAAGAUUAAUGAAACCAAUACUGAUAACAAUAUGUCCUAUUCUGUUGAGGUUAGUUAUAUGGAGAUUUACUGUGAGCGGGUACGAGAUCUUUUGAACCCCAAAAACAAAGGAAAUUUGCGUGUGCGUGAGCACCCCUUACUGGGCCCGUAUGUAGAGGACCUGUCCAAACUCGCUGUCACAUCGUAUAAUGACAUCCAAGACCUGAUGGACUCAGGGAAUAAGGCCAGGACAGUAGCUGCCACUAACAUGAAUGAGACAAGCAGCCGUUCCCACGCUGUCUUCAACAUCAUCUUCACCCAGAAGCGGCAUGAUGCAGAGACAGACAACACAUCAGAAAAGGUCAGCAAAAUCAGUCUGGUGGAUUUAGCUGGCAGUGAGAGAGCAGACUCCACUGGAGCCAAAGGAACACGACUCAAGGAAGGGGCAAACAUCAAUAAAUCCCUCACUACCCUGGGUAAAGUAAUUUCAGCUCUGGCUGAGGUGGAUUCUGGAUCAAACAAGAACAAAAAGAAGAAGAAAGUGGAAAAUUUUAUUCCUUACAGAGAUUCUGUUUUGACCUGGCUCCUGAGAGAGAAUCUUGGUGGCAACUCUCGCACUGCAAUGGUGGCCGCACUCAGUCCAGCCGACAUCAAUUAUGAUGAAACCCUCAGCACUCUUAGGUAUGCGGACAGGGCCAAGCAGAUCCGUUGUAAUGCUGUGAUCAAUGAAGAUCCUAAUAACCGUUUGGUGCGUGAGCUGAAAGAUGAGGUGUCCCGUCUAAAGGACCUCCUCUACGCCCAGGGCCUCGGUGACAUCAUCGAGAACUUAUCCGAUUACAAGAACAAUAACAAUAGUGGCCAAGCUGUCAAUCAAAGAGGUGAUCUCUCCACAGUGACAAAUGCUAUCACCGGGAUGAGCCCCUCUCCCUCUCUCUCCGCCCUGUCCAGCCGGGCUGGCUCCAUCAGCAGCCUGCACGAUCGCAUCAUGUUCAGCCCUGGAAGUGAGGAAGCUAUUGAGAGACUCAAGGAAACAGAGAAAAUCAUUGCUGAGCUCAAUGAAACAUGGGAAGAGAAGCUUCGCCGAACAGAGGCCAUCAGAAUGGACAGAGAAGCACUGCUAGCAGAGAUGGGUGUGGCAAUGCGUGAGGAUGGAGGAACUGUUGGUGUCUUUUCACCAAAGAAGACACCCCACUUGGUGAAUCUAAACGAAGAUCCUUUGAUGUCUGAAUGUCUCCUAUAUUACAUCAAAGAUGGAAUUACCAGGGUCGGGAGAGAGGACGCCAGCACAAGGCAGGACAUUGUUUUGAGUGGUCAUUUCAUUAAGGAGGAACAUUGCACUUUCACCAGCAGCACUGGACCCAUGGGAGAAGCUGUCAUUCUGGAGCCAUGUGAGGGAGCAGAAACGUACGUCAAUGGGAAGCGAGUGACAGAGCCCACUGUUCUCAGAUCAGGGAAUCGAAUAAUUCUGGGCAAGAGCCACGUGUUCCGCUUUAACCAUCCAGAGCAGGCCCGUCAGAAACGUGAGAGGACCCCGUGUAGCGAGACUCCGAUGGAGCCUGUAGACUGGGCGUUUGCUCAAAGAGAACUGCUUGAGAAACAGGGCAUUGAUAUGAAACAAGAAAUGGAUCAGAGACUGCAGGAACUUGAAGAUCAGUAUCGCAAGGAAAGAGAAGAGGCCAACAAUCUGCUGGAGCAACAGAGAUUAGACUAUGAGAGCAAACUAGAAGCCCUCCAGAAGCAGGUUGAUCGAUGUUACCCUGACCUAGCAGAAGAAAAUGAUGAACCUGAGGAGGAGGUGCAAUGGACCGAGAGAGAGAGAGAACAAGCACUGUGGGCAUUCCGUAAAUGGAGAUGUUACCAGUUCACAUCCCUCAGAGACCUGCUCUGGGGCAAUGCCAUCUUUCUCAAGGAGGCCAAUGCCAUUAGUGUGGAGCUUAAGAAGAAGGUUCAGUUCCAGUUUGCAUUAUUGACAGACACGCUGUACUCUCCUCUUCCACCUGACCUGUUACUACCUGAGGCUACCAAAGACCGGGAGAAGAGCCCAUUCCCUCGCACCAUUGUGGCUGUAGAAGUCCAAGAUCAGAAGAAUGGAGCCACGCAUUACUGGACACUGGAGAAGCUCAGGCAGAGGCUGGACCUGAUGAGGGAGAUGUAUGAUCGUGCUGCUGAGGUGCCCAGCAAUGCUCUGGAUGACUGUGACAGUGUCUUGACAGGAGGAGAUCCCUUCUACGACCGGUUCCCUUGGUUCCGUCUGGUUGGAAGGGCAUUUGUGUAUUUAAGUAAUCUGCUCUAUCCUGUGCCCCUUGUGCAUCGGAUCGCCAUUGUCAGUGAGAAGGGCGAGGUCAAAGGUUUCCUCAGAGUCGCUGUACAGGCCAUAUCAGCUGAUGAGGAGGCACCAGACUACGGCUCUGGUGUCAGACAGUCAGGGACCGCCAAGAUUUCAUUUGAAGACCAGCAGUUUGAGAAGUUUCAAUCAGAGUCCUGCCCUACUGGUCUGUCCCGUGAUGGGGUUUCUCAGGAGGAACUGCGGAUUGUGGAAGGGGAGGGUCAGAAUGUAGAGAUGAGUCUGUCAGCAGAUGAGGUCAACAAUAAUACCUGUGCAGCUAACCCAGAGGAGCUGGACAGCCCUGUCAAAACAGGUCUUGAUGGCAUACUCGACGGAGCUCUAGAUCACUUGAGGAUUGGAGAUGUCUUCACAUUCAGAGUUACUGUGCUGCAGGCGUCAAGCAUAUCUGCAGAGUAUGCAGACAUAUUCUGCCAGUUCAAUUUUAUUCACAGGCACGAUGAAGCGUUUUCCACAGAACCAUUGAAGAACACUGGACGUGGUCCACCACUUGGCUUCUAUCAUGUGCAGAAUAUUGCCGUGGAGGUGACCAAGUCUUUUAUAGAGUACAUAAAGACUCAGCCAAUCGUGUUUGAAGUCUUUGGACAUUACCAGAAGCAGCCUUUCCCUCUGCUCUGCAAGGAUCUCAUUAGCCCGUUCCGUCCAUGUAGGCGGCAGUUCCCGAGAGUCAUGCCCCUUUCCAAACCAGUACCUGCUACCAAACUGACAGCUCUCACACGACCCACAGCAGGACCGUGCCACUGUAAAUAUGACCUGAUGGUCUUCUUUGAAAUCUGUGAGCUUGAGGCCAAUGGAGACUAUAUCCCAGCUGUAGUGGAUCACAGAGUGGGCAUGCCCUGCCAUGGUACAUUCAUGUUACAUCAGGGCAUCCAAAGGAGAGUGACAAUCACGAUUGUACAUGAGACAGGAAGAGAUAUUAAGUGGAAGGAAGUGCGAGAGCUGGUUGUUGGACGCAUCCGGAAUACACCCGAAGCAGAUGAGACAAUCAUAGACCCCAACAUCCUCUCUCUCAACAUACUGUCUGCAGGAUACAUCCAACCAGCACAAGAUGACAGACAGUUUCUUGAUUCCGACAUGCCUAGGACAUUCUACCGUUUUGAGGCUGCUUGGGAUUCAUCCAUGCACAACUCUUUGCUGCUAAAUCGUGUCACUCCUUAUGGAGAGAAAAUCUACAUGACUCUGUCUGCUUACCUGGAGAUGGAGAACUGCACACAGCCUACAGUGAUAACCAAAGACUUAUGCAUGGUGUUCUAUUCACGAGAUGCCAAGCUUGCAGCAUCUCGCUCCAUCAGGAACCUCUUCAGCAGUGGCAGUUUGAGGCCAUCUGAAGGGAACCGUGUAACUGGCGUGUAUGAGGUCAGUCUGUGCCACCUGGCUGAUGCAGGGAGCCCAGGAAUGCAAAGAAGGCGCAGGAGGGUGCUGGACACAUCGGUGGCAUAUGUGAGAGGGGAGGAGAACCUGGCUGGCUGGAGGCCCCGUAGUGACAGCCUCAUCCUGGACCAUCAGUGGGAGCUGGAGAAACUGAGCCUCCUGCAGGAGGUGGAGAAAACCAGGCAUUACCUCCUCCUUAGGGAGAAGCUGGAGUCCACCCUGCUGCUGAGCCAGGAGUCGCUGCUGUCCUGCGUGAGUGAGGAUCUAACCGAGUCCUCUUCCCCCUCCACCCAUCUGGGCCUUGGCCACAGCCCUAUCACCGGCCCUGACACACCCAAUGAGAGGCAGAGGAAGCUGGCUGCCAAGUGCCUGCGUUUGCUUAACCACACCUUUAACAGGGACUACAGCCACGUGUGUGUUAGCGCUAGUGAGAGCAAGUUAAGUGAGAUGUCAGUGACUCUUCUGAAAGACUCUGCCUCAGUCUGUGCUCAAAGCACUCUACCACCCUCUUCCACAUGCCCUUCACUUGUCGAGGGACGCUAUGGCAACAACACUGAACUCAGACCCCCAACACCACGUUCCCGAGCUGUCAGCCCGAACCCUGACACUGAAACAGAGGGCAAGAAGUCCCCACCAGAGUCCAGACCAAGGACCUGUACUUUUGUGCCAGACAUUCAGGAAAUCCGCAUCAGCCCUAUUGUGUCAAAGAAAGGGUAUUUGCACUUCCUGGAGCCCCACAGUAAUGGUUGGGUGAAGAGAUAUGUGGUGGUACGCCGGCCUUAUGUCUACAUCUACAACACAGAUAGAGACACAGUGGAAAGGGCCAUUCUUAACCUGUCCUCGGCACAAGUGGAAUACAGUGAAGACCAGCAGGCCAUGCUAAAGACCCCCUACACGUUUGCGGUAUGCACAGAGCAUCGUGGGAUCCUCCUUCAAGCCAGUAAUGAUAAGGAGAUGCAUGACUGGCUGUAUGCCUUCAAUCCACUGCUUGCUGGAUCUAUCAGGUCUAAACUGUCCAGAAGAAGAGCCGGGCAGAUGAGGUUUUGAGAACAUCACAUGUAUACAGACUGUAAAUCUCUUCAAGGACAAAAAAAAAAACAAUAUAAAAGACUAACCUUGUAAAUAGAUCUGCUGAAAAAGCCUCCAGUUUUGUGCUCAAUUAAGUCUCUAUCCCCUCUCCCUCUGUUAUGUGUGUACCUGCACCUGCCCACACUAGCACCUGUAUAUGUAAGCCCCCAUUGUUCAUCUACAGACUCAACUUCUAGCGCCAAUGGAAUGGGCUAACCACUUUAUUGGAUUAGAAAUAGUAUAUGCUUAUGUAGUCUUCAGCAACAGCUUAGAAAUAAACAGGGUUGGCAAUGGAAAUUCCUAAUUCUGAAGCUGUAAACUCAUGCAAACAGAUCAAACUUUUUUUAUUGUGAAGAGUGAUAUCCAUAUCCACAAGGCUGUGCCUCAUCUCGAGUUCAGUGAGAAAAUUAAGACUAGUAAAUUAUUGCAGUCACAUGGCCUUAUUGUGUUACUCCUGACUUGUGUAAAUCUCUGGGUUUAAAACGAUAAAACUGAUCAGUAUUUAAGUCACCCGACCAUAUGUUUAUGCAUCUCUUGGCUAUGGCUGAUAGAAUUGAUCAAUGAUAAGCAAUUCUUAGCAAGGAACAGAUGAAUCACAUCAUAUUAUGCUCUUUCUCUCUUUAAGUGCAGUUCUUGGGUAGAGUUGAACCCAACAUAAAUACUCAUAUACCUUUAUAAUCUUUCCCUUGUAAAGCCUUGAAAUGCUUAAAGAUUUCAAAAUAAUCAGGACGCAUGAGGAAAAAUUUGGCAACAGAAUGUGGUUGCAUUCUCAUAUCUCUGUAUGAGAACCAUUAUAAAGAUUCAGCCUAUUUUUGUUGGAUAACCGGUCGUUAGAUUUAUCUAAAAUGUAUCAUAAUCUGCCUAAUAAUCUAAUAUAUUUUAUAUAGCAAAAUUAUCAGUAUCCCCAAAUGAUCUUAUAUCUGCCUAAUUUAUUUGUAUUUUAUUUCAGCAUGUAUUUAUUGACAAAGACUAUAAUAUUUUUGAAGAAGUACAGUGCAAUUUCUGCAUAUGGCACUUUUUUAUUUUGAGUUGACUAGCCUCCCUUUUACUGACCACACUGCUCUCAUUCCCCCUAACACAAUUAAAUGCAUUUGGGGAAUAGGACAGAAAUGAAUGCUGGGAUAGAUGCUUUUACAUGUAGAUUACUUGAAUUUUACUUUUAGAAAAAAAAAACACCAUACUUAUCAACCCAAAUCCUAAAUGAGUGUAUGUGUGUACAGUGGUAAAUCUUAUAAAGAAAAUGAAAGGUUUUGAAGAUAGUUCGAACAAAUUGAAAUUUUUACAGGAAUUUUAUACAAGCUCCCCAGUGAGAGAGAUGAACUGAUUUUGUGCCUCUAUAGCAUCAUCUACUACACUCUGUUUUUGUUUUAUAAUCUUCAUCUUCUUAAACACUUUACACAUUUUAACAGGGUGAACUUCCACUUUCAGCUCCACCCAUUUGUAUCAUUCUUUCUCUUUGUGUGUAAAAACAAAUGUGCACAGGCAAAAACAGUUUUCAGUUUGUUUGCAUAGUAAGUAAUGAUGCCCUGCACUUCAUGCGAGUAGAUUUAACUGCAUUUUCUAAACAUCAAGAUCUGGUAUAAAAUAUAUUUUAUCUUCUCUUUCUAUUGAACAAAUCUAUCUGGUUACUCAACCAGAAACAUUUUAAGUUUCUCACUUGUAACAUCAUCAGAUCAUCUCUGUAUUCCAGAAAUAAGCCCUGCUGACCAUCUAAAAAUGUUCAGCUCUAAUUUGUUGUGAUUGUAAUCAUAUGAUAUAUUGCUCCAUAUGAUUAUAUGGACUAAGGCGAAACAUUUUAUAUUCUUUUUAUUAUUAUAUUUCUAAUGAUGCCUCUGGUCUUCUUCUUGUGAUGUGUAUAAUAUCAAUAGGCUUAGGUUGCGCAAACCCAUAAAAUGCUGUCUAAGUUGUAUUAUGCCCAAACAAAAUGUGCAUGAAAAUCUGGAAUAAUAUCAUCACUUUGGAAUUGUUGAGACUGCUGACUUAAGUUCCACUUUAGUCGAACUGUAUUUCGAAUAUGGACAUGGAAAUGUCGAAUAUGACAUUACUAAUUAGCUAAUAUAAUACCAUAACUUCUCUUUUUUACAUAACCAUUGUUGUAUACAGAACCACUGGGAACACUUUACAGUAAGGUUCCAUUUGUUAACAUUAGUUAACAACAUCAGUUAACAUGAACAAACAAUGAACAAUACUUUUACAGCAUUGUUUAAUCUUAGUUAAUGUUAAUGUCAACAUAUAUUAAUACAUUUUUUAAAUCAAAAUUUGCAUUCAUUAACAUUAUUUAAUGCACUAUGACAAUGAACAAUUGUGUUUUUAUUAACCAACAUUAAUAAAGAUUAACAAAUGCUGUGAAAAAGAUAUUGUUAAUUGUUUGUUCCUGAUACCUAAUGCAAAAACUAAUGUAAAUUAAUUAAACUUUAUUUUAAAGUGUUACCAAAGCAUUUGCAAGCAAGUGGGCCUGAUCUUAAGUAAAGCAGUCAUUGUAGCAGAGCAUAAAGAUCCACAAUUGUUGCUUAAAGCCAAACUGCUUAUAAAGUGGUGUGAUUGAACGAUCCUGCACUCUGUCAUGCAAGCCCUUUCUUCAUAUUGUUCAGAGUGCAGACCAACUGUUUGCAAAUGGCCUGAGGUGUCUUGCAGAUACCUGCAGAUUGUAGAUCAAAAAACUGCACGAGUCAGGCUCAUGAGCAUGACUGAGCCCAACCAACCUACAGUGCAUGAAAUGUGAAAGCCUUGAUCUGUCUGUGUGAUCAUACUGUACACAUCUAAAUUCAUGUAGAUUUGUAUAGGAUUUGCAACCUUUUUCUUGUGUUUGUUUUAUUUGACCAGCUCAUUCUGUGGGGGAAAAAAAGAAAAAAGCAAUUGGUAGGCUAUACACAAGUUGUUACACAAACCUAAAAGGAUCUUUAAUUUCUGAAGGAUUCUUAAUCCUUAAUGACUUUGCUUUUCUGUAUUAUUUAUGUGUGAACAGUACAAUCAGGUUCUAUUCUCUGUUACGACCAGUUCAGAGUACAUACUGUAUAGUGUAUGGUCACUCACUACUUAAAAAAAAUAAAUAAAAAAAAUUAAAAAAAUAGUGCAUAUGCAAAUAUAAUAGCAGAUGCAUUUUUGAAAUGGAUGAAAUUAUAAAAAAAAAGUUCAAAAAACACUUUCAGUUUGAGGUACGUACAUGUAAAUGAGAGUUGUCUUUUUGGCUGUGCACCUUGUAGAAAUUAACACAGAGAGUCGAAUGAUAUACUUCAUGUUAUAGCCUGUCCUGUACCAUUUCUAAAAGCAAUUUACAAAAAAAAAAAAAAAAAAUAUAAUAA
Xyrauchen texanus (razorback sucker) is the source of this 8579-nucleotide messenger RNA. RefSeq names its product kinesin-like protein KIF1A. The transcript is spliced from 48 exons. Lineage: Eukaryota; Metazoa; Chordata; Actinopteri; Cypriniformes; Catostomidae. The record is from RefSeq and is a predicted model, not a curated record. Bases 136 to 5256 code for a protein of 1706 amino acids. Gene Ontology annotation, molecular function: ATP binding; microtubule motor activity; microtubule binding. Gene Ontology annotation, biological process: microtubule-based movement.